Messenger RNA from Dromiciops gliroides (monito del monte), 1221 nucleotides. RefSeq names its product arylacetamide deacetylase-like 4. Gene Ontology annotation, molecular function: carboxylic ester hydrolase activity. Gene Ontology annotation, cellular component: membrane. Bases 1 to 1221 code for a protein of 406 amino acids. The transcript is spliced from 4 exons. Lineage: Eukaryota; Metazoa; Chordata; Mammalia; Microbiotheria; Microbiotheriidae. The record is from RefSeq and is a predicted model, not a curated record.
AUGAUCUUGCUGUUCUUCCUCCUUCUGGCAGGAUGCAUCUUUAACCUAGGAAUUGGACUAUGGGUGAUCUAUGAGCAUUUCUUUACUAUAGAUGUCCCCGCUGCCAUUGGCCACACAAUGCAGCUCCGAAUCCUGCACUGUUCCUUUCUACUGGCGAUAAAGUAUGGGAAUAUUUGUGAGUGGCUGGGAAUCUGCUCAGUGCCAAAAUUUCUCCGCUUUUUACUGGAUAGAAUGACCAUCAAGAAGGACCCAACGCUCAUGGUAAAGAACCUAUGCUUUGGGACAGUACCCGUGAGGUUGUAUCAGCCAAAGGCAACAUCUACAAGCCUCCGGAAAGGAAUUAUCUUCUUCCAUGGAGGUGGCAUGGUAGUUGGGAGCCUAGAUGUCUACAAUAGUUUGUGCUGCUACUUGUCCAGGAAAACAGACUCAGUGGUUCUGUCAGUUGGUUACCGCUUGGCUCCUGAGCACAAGCUCCCUUGUGGGAUUAAUGACUGCAUGGCUGCUUCCACCCACUUUCUGAGCACCCUGGAAACCUAUCGGGUGGAUCCAUCUCAGGUCAUCUUCUGUGGAGACAGUGUUGGAGGGACAAUUGUGGCUUCUAUUAGCCAAGCCCUCGUGACCCAACCGGAUCUCCCCAAGAUACGAGCUCAGGUUCUGAUCUACCCCUAUCUCCAGGGAUUUAAUUUCCAGCUGCCUUCCCAUCAACAAAACAAAAAUGUUCUAUUCCUCACUCUGAACAUCGCCAUUUACUGUAUAUUCCAAUAUCUUGAUAUCCGCCCCUCUUGGAAAACCGCUAUCCUGAAUGGUGCUCAUUUGUGCCCUGAGAUGCAGAAGAAGUCUGAGGAAAGGAUUAGUGUCCACAACAUACCCAAGAGGUUUAAAGAGAGAGGCUACCAACUCAUGACACCUAGCCCUUUUAAUGAGGAUGCCUACCAGGAAAAUAAAGAGAUCUUAUCGCCAAGGAAUUCACCCCUAAUUGCUGAUGAUGACAUCAUUGCCCAACUCCCUGAAGCCCUGCUCGUGAGCUGUGAGUUUGAUAUCCUACGAGAUGACACACUGUUAUACAAGAAGAGGUUGGAGGACCAGGGGGUGCCUGUGAGCUGGCACCACAUUGAAGAUGGUUUUCAUGGAGUGCUCCUCACCUUUGACAAUAAGUACUUUUGUUUCCCCUGCUCUCUAAGAAUUCUGAAUAUUGUUGUUAAUUUUAUAAACAACCUCUGA